This is a messenger RNA of Labeo rohita (rohu), 1229 nucleotides long. RefSeq names its product methyltransferase like 18 (gene mettl18). The record is from RefSeq and is a predicted model, not a curated record. Gene Ontology annotation, molecular function: protein-L-histidine N-tele-methyltransferase activity. NCBI's taxonomy places the organism in Eukaryota, Metazoa, Chordata, Actinopteri, Cypriniformes, Cyprinidae. The transcript has 2 exons. Gene Ontology annotation, biological process: peptidyl-histidine methylation, to form tele-methylhistidine. The coding region runs from base 54 to 1022 and encodes 322 amino acids.
UAGCAGACGUUCACACGUGCUAAGGCACUACGAGGGUAGAAAUAAUAUAAGACAUGGCAUUCAGUUUUAACUUCGAUAUUCCUUUACAGACAGACGAAACAAACGAUAAAGAAAACAAAGACGACAAAGCAAAAGAUGUGGAUCUUAAGUGCUCGGAAUCCAGUUCAACCGUAUCAAAGAAUAUUAAGGAUGCUGUGGAGCACCAACCUUUGUUGGAUCCACUGUCCCAAAUUGAUAACUGGGUGCCUGAGACUAUCACUAUAGGUGCCCUGCCUGCCCUUCUCUAUCUCAAUGAAUCAGUGUUUGAGAAGACCGCUUCUGAACUAGAGGACAGUGAGGAGAUACUGUCCAAAACACUGAAUCAAAACUCUGACCUCAUCUCUGGAGUCUAUGAGGGUGGACUUAAGAUAUGGGAAUGCACUUACGAUCUUCUUGAGUACGUUGAUGACGAAGGUGAGACCUUUACUGGAAAAAGAGUGUUAGACUUGGGCUGUGGAGCAGGUCUACUUGGCAUACUUGCAUUAAAGAGAGGAGCCACAAAAGUGGACUUCCAGGAUUAUAACAGCACUGUGAUAGAGCAAUUAACAAUACCAAAUGUGUUUCUCAAUUGUGAAGAAGAUGAUAAGAACGAUGAGAAAAAUGACAGCCCACCGUCCAAGAGGAAAGCCCUGAAUGCAUCAGAGAAAUUAGUAGAUCGUUGUGGUUUCUUCUCAGGCGACUGGAACUCUUUUCUCGGACUUGUGCGAAAUAAAACCCCAUCGCUGAAAUAUGACAUUAUAUUCACAUCAGAAACCAUAUACAACACAGACUACUACUCUUCACUGCAUAAUGUGUUUAAUGACCUGCUUGAUGAGAAUGGUAUUGUUUAUUUGGCAACCAAAUCUCACUAUUUUGGAGUAGGAGGUGGCCUUCAUCUGUUUGAGAAGUUUGUGGAGCAGAAUAACGUAUUUCAAAUCAGAUAUUUGAAGGAUGUGGAACAAGGCCUGAAGAGACAUGUUAUAUCAUUGACGUUCAAAAAGUGAUUGAUAAGUAUUAAUGUGCCUAUGCUAGUAUGAUAAUGGAUGCCCAUUUCUUUUAGGCCACAUGGAUUGGCUAUGAAAUCAUAAAUUAUGUUUGGUGUAAAUAACUAAUGCUAAAACAGCAUUAGUUAAGAUUUGUUACUUAAAUUCAGCAGUCAAUCUGCAUAAAGCACUGCAAAACCAUCUUCAAAUAAACAAUAAUUGACACAA